Juglans microcarpa x Juglans regia is the source of this 1103-nucleotide messenger RNA. Its product is annotated as 11-beta-hydroxysteroid dehydrogenase-like 5. Lineage: Eukaryota; Viridiplantae; Streptophyta; Magnoliopsida; Fagales; Juglandaceae. The transcript has 5 exons. The record is from RefSeq and is a predicted model, not a curated record. Bases 479 to 907 code for a protein of 142 amino acids.
AGGAAAAUCCAAGAAAAUUCUUCCACUCGUCGCAACAUAAGCUUGCUACCAACACGUUUGAUCGCAGCCCUCAUGCAUGUAUUCAUGGUGUUGAUCAGCCAGCACCCUACAUGUUAACUCCAAAGCCCUCUUCCUCAUCUCUCUCUCUCUCUCUCUCGUUUCACCUUCCAACAGAGCAAAUCUCUGUCUCUGUUUUUUUUUUUUUUUUUUUUCGCUCGAAGGUUUUUGCGGGGAUGGAUUUCUUUAACACCAUCUUGAAUUGGGUGGUGCCUCCGGCAAGCUUGGUGAUGCUAGCCUUCGCAUGGCCGACCCUGUGUUUCAUCAAUACUUGUGAGUGGCUUUACAGCUCCUUCUACUGUGAAAAUAUGGAAGAUAAAGUCGUUAUAAUCACAGGAGCUUCUUCUGGAAUAGGGGAGUUGAUCAUCUUGUAAAUACAGCAAGUUUGGGACAUGCAUUCUACUUUGAGGAAGUGACAGAUAUGUCUGUGUUUCCUCAUUUGUUGGACAUAAAUUUUUUAGGAAAUGUAUAUCCAACAUAUGUUGCUUUACCUUACCUACAUCAGAGCAAUGGUCGAAUCGUUGUUAAUGCAGCGGUGGAGACCUGGUUACCUCUGCCGAGAAUGAGUUUACAUGCAGCGGCUAAGGCUGCACUUGUAAACUUCUACGAGACACUGAGAUUCGAAGUGAAAGAUGAUGUUGGAAUAAAAAUUGCAACACAUGGUCGGAUUGGAAGUGAAAUGACUGGAGGCAAGUUCAUGCUGGAGGAUGGUGCCGAUAUGCAAUGGAAGGAAGAAAGAGAAGUACAUAUGAAUGGGGGAUACAUGGAGGAAUAUGCAAGACUGAUCGUAUCUGGGGCUUGCCGAGGAGAUGCAUAUGUAAAGUGUCCAAGCUGGUAUGAUAUAUUCUAGUUUUCAGGUUUUUUGCACCAAAUGUUCUGAAUUGGACACUCCGCCUUCUUCUUGAAACGCAUGGAGCGAGAACAACAGUACUCGUGCCUCUAUUAGAGGGCCCCUGAUCUCCUAGGAAACUUGUUGCUACUCCAACGUCUCACUAUUCCCAAUUAUUCAGUCCCCAACAGCACCAGCACCAGCCAAAAUGGAAAUA